AUGCACCCUUGUCUUCUCGUAACCGAGAUGCUCAUACGCAUCAUCGAGCUCGUCUACGAGGACGAUAAACGGGGAACAAGAGAUGUUGCUGCGUUAGCAAGAACUUGCCGCAGGUUUCAAGAGCCUGCUCUGGAAAUUCUUUGGCGUACACAGCGCUCGCUCGGACCUCUCAUCAUGUGCGCGCCUGAGGACUUGUGGGGGGUUGGAGAAGAUAAUAUCAUCUUCUUCAAAAGGACUCCAGUUCGUUCUGACUGGAACAGGAUUAUGGCCAAUGCGCCCCGCAUAAAACACCUCGGUGCUAACAAUCCUGGCCUGCCCCGAAUCCAACGUCUCCUCCCAAAAAUAAACGUCGAUAUUUUACACUCCCUCCUGGAAAAUUGUGAUAUGCCAAGCCUUCUUCCAAGCCUCUCUCGCCUGACGUUCACCUCCAUAUCUGGUUACCGUUCAGUCGCCGACUUUUUCCGCUAUAUCUCUCCGUUUCUGAGUCCCAAGCUCACAUAUCUUUCUUUCCACAUCCCCCAGGAAGUGGACGAAUGUGAGAUCGACGCUCUGAUUGAACAAAUUCCCCGAAAAGCUCCAAAUAUCGAGCAACUUUGCCUGUCGUCGUGUUUUCGCUCUCACCAGGUGGUGCUGUCGUUAACUACGGCUAACCUCCCUUACCUUCGGGAGCUAACCGUGAACCGCUUCCUAUCUAUGUCCACGCGAUCAAUACGUGAGCUCUCAUCACUGCGAUUCUUCCAGGACUUGUCUUUGUCUUUGAAGGUCAGCUUCGAUAUCGACAAAUUCGUAGAAGGGUUGGACGUUCACGGAAGCCACGGCGUUUUCUCCACUUUACGUCGGAUUAAAUUCCAUACAGAUACGCUACUACCAUGCACCUCACUAUUCAACCUCAUACAGUCUGAUUACUUGGAAGAAAUCACGGUUAUGGUCGAUGAACAACAGUCCGCUUCACGUGUAGCCGACUUCUUAAACGCUCUGAGACAAAGCAGUCGCGUUCCCUCCACCCUUCGAUCUAUCUGCGUACGGCACAACAUGCAAUCGAGCUUCAGCGGCGAUGCCCCUUUCAUCUUCAAUAGCUCCGUUUUCCGACCGUUACUCCAAUUCAACAAACUCAAGACUAUAAAGUUCAUGAACCUCGGGCUGUACGACUUGGACGACGAUUUCCUUAGUGAUGCGGCGAUGUCGUGGCCGGACCUCGAAGAUUUCACGUUCUCCAGGUUUCCAUGGAGCUCUACGAGGAAGGUCACCCUACAAGGCAUCUUACCUCUGGUCUCAAGCUGCCCAAAUCUAUAUUCGUUGCAUAUCACAAUGGAUGCCACAUCCGUAGAGCGAACAGCGGAGCACAAACUCGGGGCAGGGCCUGUCAAUCACAACUUGAAAACUCUUAACGUGGGUGACUCGGAUAUCCAGAAUCCUUCGGAUGUUGCCGAAUUCCUGUUCGACAUCUUCCCGAGGCUGGACAUGAUGUUCAUCCAUGGCGGUUCUAUCAUAUUUGAUCGAUGGCAAGAAGUGCAUUCACGCAUGAAGCAGAUGCAGGUCAAAGCGGGCUACCGGUCCAUUGAAGAUGAUGAUACUCUGUUCUAG
Serpula lacrymans var. lacrymans S7.9 is the source of this 1584-nucleotide messenger RNA. RefSeq lists its product as uncharacterized. Lineage: Eukaryota; Fungi; Basidiomycota; Agaricomycetes; Boletales; Serpulaceae. The transcript has 2 exons. The record is from RefSeq and is a predicted model, not a curated record. The coding region runs from base 1 to 1584 and encodes 527 amino acids.